AAAGGCAAGUGCGACUCCUCCCAGUUCCAGUGUACCAACGGGCGCUGCAUCACGAUGCUGUGGAAAUGUGACGGGGACGAGGACUGUGCUGACGGCAGUGACGAGAAGAACUGUGUAAAGAAGACGUGUGCAGAGUCUGAUUUCGUGUGUAACAACGGCCAGUGCCUGCCCAGCAGGUGGCAGUGUGACGGGGACCCCGACUGUGAAGACGGGUCGGACGAGAGCCCGGAGCAGUGCCAUAUGAGAACAUGCCGUAUAAAUGAAAUCAGCUGUGGCGCCUACUCCACUCAGUGUAUCCCCGUGUCCUGGCGGUGUGACGGUGAAAAUGAUUGUGACAGUGGAGAAGAUGAAGAAAACUGUGGCAACAUGACGUGCAGCGCCGACGAGUUCACCUGCUCCAGCGGCCGCUGCGUGUCCAGGAACUUCGUGUGCAACGGCCAGGACGACUGCAGCGACGGCAGUGACGAGCUGGACUGCGCGCCGCCCACGUGCGGGGCCCACGAGUUCCAGUGCAGCACGUCCUCCUGCAUCCCGCUCAGCUGGGUGUGUGACGACGACGCGGACUGCGCCGACCAGUCGGAUGAGUCCCUGGAGCAGUGCGGCCGCCAGCCGGUCACGCACGCCCGCUGCCCAGCCAGCGAGGUCCAGUGCAGCUCGGGCGAGUGCAUCCACAAGAAGUGGCGCUGUGACGGCGACCCCGACUGCAAGGACGGCAGCGAUGAGGUUAACUGUCCGUCUCGGACCUGCCGGCCUGACCAGUUCGAAUGCGAAGAUGGCAGCUGUGUCCAUGGCAGCAGGCAGUGCAACGGCAUCCGAGACUGUGUGGACGGCUCUGACGAGGUCAACUGCAAAAAUGUUAACCAGUGCUCAGGCCCUGGGAAGUUCAAGUGCCAAAGCUCAGAAUGCAUCGAUAUCAGUAAGGUGUGUGACCAAGAGCAGGACUGCAGAGACUGGAGUGACGAACCCCUGAAGGAAUGCAAUGUGAACGAGUGUCUGGUUAACAACGGUGGGUGCUCGCACAUCUGCAGAGACCUGGUGAUAGGCUACGAGUGCGACUGUGCGGCGGGGUUUGAGCUGAUAGAUAAGAAAACCUGUGGCGAUAUUGACGAGUGCCAGAAUCCCGGAAUCUGCAGUCAAAUUUGUAUCAACUUAAAAGGCGGUUACAAGUGUGAAUGUAGUCGUGGCUAUCAGAUGGACCUUGCCACUGGUGUGUGCAAGGCAGUAGGCAAAGAGCCCAGUCUGAUCUUUACGAAUCGCAGAGACAUCAGGAAGAUUGGCUUAGAGAGGAAAGAAUACAUCCAGCUCGUUGAGCAGUUAAGGAACACGGUGGCUCUCGAUGCUGACAUCGCUGCUCAGAAACUCUUCUGGGCGGAUGUGAGCCAAAAAGCUAUCUUCAGUGCCUCGAUUGAUGACAAGGUUGGUAGACAUGUUAAAAUGAUCGACAAUGUCUAUAAUCCUGCAGCCAUAGCUGUCGACUGGGUGUACAAGACCAUCUACUGGACUGACGCGGCUUCUAAGACUAUUUCAGUAGCUACCCUCGACGGAACCAAGCGGAAGCUUCUGUUUAACUCGGACUUGCGAGAGCCGGCCUCCAUAGCCGUGGACCCGCUGUCGGGCUUUGUUUAUUGGUCAGACUGGGGAGAACCAGCUAAGAUAGAACAAGCAGGGAUGAAUGGAUUUGACCGGCGACCGCUGGUGACAGUGGACAUCCAGUGGCCCAAUGGCAUCACCCUGGACCUCGUCAAGAGCCGCCUCUACUGGCUGGAUUCCAAGCUGCACAUGUUGUCCAGCGUGGACUUGAACGGCCAGGACCGUCGGAUAGUGCUCAGGUCUCUGGAGUUCCUGGCUCACCCUCUCGCAUUAACGAUAUUUGAGGACCGUGUCUACUGGAUAGAUGGGGAGAACGAAGCUGUCUACGGGGCCAAUAAAUUCACUGGCUCGGAGCUGGCUACCCUGGUUAACAACCUCAAUGACGCCCAGGACAUCAUUGUGUACCACGAGCUGGUCCAGCCGUUAGGUAAAAAUUGGUGUGAAGAAGACCAGGAGAACGGAGGAUGUGAAUACCUGUGCCUGCCAGCACCGCAGAUUAAUGAGCACUCUCCAAAGUACACCUGCUCCUGCCCCAACGGGUACAAGCUGGCGGCCGGCGGCCAGGAGUGUCAGAGGAUCAAUGUGACCACAGCUGUGUCGGAAAUCAGUGUCCCCCCGAGAGGGACCUCGGCCGCCUGGGCCACUCUGCCCCUCUUGCUCUUGGCGAUGGCAGCCGUAGGUGGCUACUUGAUGUGGCGGAAUUGGCAACACAAGAACAUGAAGAGCAUGAACUUCGACAACCCUGUGUACUUGAAGACCACGGAAGAGGACCUCUCCAUCGACAUCGGCCGGCACAGCGCCUCCGUCGGACACACGUACCCCGCGAUAUCGGUUGUAAGCACAGAUGAUGAUCUAGCUUGACUUCCGGGACAAGUCUUGACUUUUGGAAUCUGAUCUGGAUUACCACGCUUCAGGACGGUAACCGAGCCAGCGGCUGAUGUCUGUCCGCCCCCCGGUCAGGAACAUCAGGACACCUGGAGGUGGCUCAAGCUCGUGUCCUCGGCCGUUUUAUACACUUUUGUAAAUAUCCUUGUCCACGUUCGACUUCAGCUUUGGAUAUGGUUGCCCAAUCUCUGUAACCCUUGAGACUCCAGACAGUAUUGCCACCUCUGGCCAAAUCCGCACUUUUCUAGAAAGCCAUAUUGCAGCAAUGAAACUUGUGCUAUAUUGUAUGCUACCUGUACAUACACUGUAUAGGCCCCCUGUAAAUAGCCCGGAGAACAAUCACUAUUCUUAAGCACUUUGGAAAUAUUUCUAUGUAAAUUAUUGUGAACUUUUUUCAAUGGUUGGGACAAUGGCAAUAGGAUAAAACGGGUUAUUAAGAUGAAACUGUCAAAACUAAUUUUGUACGUAUGAGUGAGAACCUUGACCUCUGGGGAGGUUGACAAAGACCAAGUGGUCACACUACUGUACAUUUUUUUUUCAAGUGCUAAAAAAUUAAACCAUGCAGCUUAACCA
This is a messenger RNA of Elephantulus edwardii (Cape elephant shrew), 3048 nucleotides long. RefSeq names its product very low density lipoprotein receptor (gene VLDLR). Gene Ontology annotation, molecular function: calcium ion binding; protein binding. The transcript is spliced from 17 exons. Bases 55 to 2451 code for a protein of 798 amino acids. The record is from RefSeq and is a predicted model, not a curated record. Lineage: Eukaryota; Metazoa; Chordata; Mammalia; Macroscelidea; Macroscelididae.